This is a messenger RNA of Arabidopsis arenosa, 521 nucleotides long. The record is from the annotation of a GenBank genome assembly. NCBI's taxonomy places the organism in Eukaryota, Viridiplantae, Streptophyta, Magnoliopsida, Brassicales, Brassicaceae.
AACUCGGAAUCUAAAAACCGACGUCUCUCUCUUCUGUCUCUCUCACCGCCUCUUUCUUCUCUGCUUGGGAUCUCUAUCUCUCUUUCUCCAUGAUUAAAUCUCUAAAAUCAGCUGAAGUUUAAGUCUUUUUUUUCUAUUUAAUGAAAAUGAUCUUGGCUUAACCCUGUUACCAACAACGACGUGAAUGAAAGUUGGGAGAGUUGUGAAAACAAUCUUGCUCCUAGCAGUGUUCAAGAACAUCAAAUCGAAGGUGAUUGGUUUAAGGAAUUCAUACAACACCGUUAAGGCAGUUGUGAAGGCCUUGAAUGCAGUCGAAACCCCAAAGGAUGUUCAAGAGAAGUUUGGCCGGACAGUUGUUUAGAAAUAUCUCCUGUAAAAGCUGGUGCGUUCAUGGCUUUGGUAUGUAGUGUUGAGUUUUGGAUUAAAUCCUAUGUUUGGUUUUAGAUUAGUAGUGUGUUUCUUACAUCACAGCUGAAUUCAUCGUUUACGGUCUUGGUGAAAAAUAAAGUAGUUAAGAAUAC